UAGCCGUAGCGUUAAAACGUAUUAAGCAACGUCAGUCCAGGCCUAGCCGUCGCGUCGUUCAUAACUGCAUCGGAGUUGGCAAAAUGGCGAACUUUUCGGACCUGAUCGGUCUUCUAUGUUUCUGUGCAGCGGGAAUACAGUAUUCAUAUGGAUUUAUUGCAGAAUAUAAUGCAAUGAUGAACAACUGUAGAACUGAUGGCGGUUUCUGCAUCCACGUCAUUCCUCCGCCCCCGCCGCGUCGGCGUCAGCAGCAGAGACGCCGUCCAGUGUCGCGCACUAGAACCAGAAAGGGAUCGCGGGCGGGCCAGGGCAAGCCGGACCCAACCUCCCUCGGUCAGCAGCACACACGGCUCCCAGCGUCUGCGGGUGGCGGCAGUCCGGCAGCCGUGGGAGCCCCUGCAUACACCCCGGCAGUCGGCACUGGCGCCGGCGCUCAGACACAAGCUCCAACUAACCCAAUGUCAAUGUUUGACAACCUUUUCAACUUUGGAGCCGGCACGGGUACAGGGACUGGGACAAGUGCAGGCACCGGGACUUCCGCCAACGAUCCUUUUGCAACUCUCUUUGGUAUGAGUCUAUUCCGGAAGAAGCGUCAGGCUGCGGCGGAACCAAUGGAGGCGGCAGAGAUACCACGCAUCGCCCGCGGAGAGACCAUGAUCUCAUUUCUGAGCACCCAUUGCCGGAAGUCCGAGUUUGAUAUUGGAUGCCGGGAGUCGGGCGGCAUGUGUUGCUUACCUCAUCUGUAAACACAACUUACGGUAAAGUCCACACGGAGGCUAAACAAACAGAGCCUAUACCACAUUAACAACAAGCGAUUAUCGAGAGAUUCCAUGUGAACCCACAGUCGACAGCGUCGGAAAAAUCAACCAUGUCAUAAAAGUGACGUCAUAAUAGCGUUUUAUUGACACCUUGACCUAAUAAUUACCAUGCAUGUGUUCUGAACACGAAACGUAAAUUUAUGUUCAUAUUGAACACGAUAUAUAAGGAAUACAAAAAAAUAAUAAUGAAUAGUGAAACGGUAUGAGUGGUUUUGUAUUAUAAAGUGUAAAUGGUAAAACCCGUUCAGUGCUGAAUGUUUUGUGAGAGAUUUUAUCUACCCAUUCACCUGUACUUAUUAUACACUACAAUAAAUUAUUAAACACG
Messenger RNA from Mya arenaria, 1143 nucleotides. RefSeq lists its product as uncharacterized. The coding region runs from base 84 to 746 and encodes 220 amino acids. The transcript has 3 exons. Lineage: Eukaryota; Metazoa; Mollusca; Bivalvia; Myida; Myidae. The record is from RefSeq and is a predicted model, not a curated record.